GGAUUCGGCAUUUCAUGCAGUUUUCUUACGACCUCAAGCUUUUUCAUAAUCUUCUCAGUUUUAAUUCUGCAGAGAUAUUGCAAUAUUGUGAUCGAGACUUGACAGGUACCCAAGUGCAAGAUAGGCCCUGAUAGUCCGCUCAAGUUUGAGCAGACAAGUCUCAUUACUCUCUCCUCAUCCAGAUUCCUCUUCAAACAUGCCCUACAAUACCACAGCCAUCCCUCCUCGAAAGGAGCCGACAGGUCAGACCCAACUACCACUGUCGAGGGUAAAGAAGAUAAUUGCCCAAGACCCCGACAUUGGCAUUUGCUCCAACAAUGCUGCUUUUGUGAUAACCCUCGCUGCUGAAAUGUUUGUUCAACAUCUCGCCGAGGAAUCACACACUCAGGCAAAGCUUGAUCGGAAGCCCCGUCGAAACAUUCAAUACAAGGACGUUGCAAACGCCGUCUCACACCAGGACAACCUCGAGUUCCUCGAAGACAUCGUCCCCAAGACAGUCACCUACAAGAACAUCAAGGCCGCCUCCAAAGCGACACAGGCCCGUCUGCGCGGUGAGAAUGUCGCCCAGGCCCCUAUCGCCAACGGCGCCAGCAAGACCCUCGUCAACGGUACUGGUCGUCCGCGCGCCGACUCGAAGCAGGGCGAUCCAAACGAGCAGCUCGAGCUUGAGAUGAGACAGGCGGCCGGGGCGAACCGUGACGGCGACGUGACCAUGUCUGGAUAGUUCCGGACGGUCAUGGACUUGAGUGAAGCAUGCAAGUCGUAGCUUUGAUAUCACGUCAUGUACACUAGAGGAGCAAAAGAAGUUGAUAAUACAGCCUCAAACACCGAUGUUGCAACAGCU
This is a messenger RNA of Fusarium vanettenii 77-13-4, 844 nucleotides long. RefSeq lists its product as uncharacterized. The coding region runs from base 197 to 724 and encodes 175 amino acids. NCBI's taxonomy places the organism in Eukaryota, Fungi, Ascomycota, Sordariomycetes, Hypocreales, Nectriaceae. The record is from RefSeq and is a predicted model, not a curated record. The transcript is spliced from 5 exons. Gene Ontology annotation, cellular component: nucleus; CHRAC. Gene Ontology annotation, molecular function: protein heterodimerization activity.